AUGCCAAUGCACCAGCGCUGCUACUGUUAUUGUAGGGAGAAGAACAGUAGCAAUUACUGGAAGCCUUGGAUUUUAAGGCAACUUCGAGAAGAGACUGCCUCUAUGCGAGGUAGCCAGAUGCAGGUAUCUCCUGAUCAGGCACAACUGCUUGCCAUGCUUGUCCAGAUUCUUGGUGCGAAACGCUGUAUUGAAAUUGGUGUUUACACUGGAUAUUCUUCAUUGGCUGUUGCUUUAGUACUGCCAGAUUCAGGUUGUUUAGUUGCGUGUGAAAGAGAUGCUAAGUCUCUGGAGGUUGCAAAAAAGUAUUAUGAGCGAGCUGGUGUUUCCCACAAGUGGUAUAGUAGAGAAUGCCAUUUGGAAACGCAGAAGACUAGUUCUCUUCUUGAUGAGUGCAGUUUGCUGCACUCAUCAAGUAGUGCUUUUAUCAUGUUCCUUUGCUUUCAUGUGGAUCAUGAGGCAAUAGUUUUCAGCUAUGAUUUUGCAUUUGUUGAUGCUGAGAAGAGAAUGAAUCAGGAGUAUUUUGAAUUGUUAUUACAACUGGUUAGAGUUGGUGGUGUCAUCGUAAUUGACAAUGUCCUUUGGCAUGGAAAAGUUGCUGACCCACUGGUAAAUGAUGCUAAGACGGUUAGCAUCAGGAGUUUCAAUAAAAAUAUAAUGGAGGAUCUGCGUGUGAGCAUCAGUAUGGUUAGCUUGAUAGGUCUAGUCUGCUUUUGCUGCCCGGGAAUGUUCAAUGCUCUGGCUGGCAUGGGAGGCGGUGGCCAGGUCAAAGCAACUGCAGCAAAUAACGCCGACACUGCUCUCUAUACUACCUUUUCCAUUUUUGGAAUCCUUGGUGGGGGCAUCUAUAACAUAUUUGGUCCCCGACUCACCCUCGGUGCUGGUUGCCCCACAACUUAUACUUUUGCCAUUGUUGCUGGUGCUGUGCUUGGCAUUGGAGCAGGCCUUCUUUGGGCUGGGCAAGGUGCCAUCAUGACAUGUUAUCCUUCUCCCGGCCGCAGGGGCAUCUACAUUUGGUCUAUAUUCAACACGGGUGGAGUCAUUGGUGGUCUCAUACCUUUCAUCCUGAAUUACCACCGCCUCAAGGGCGAAAGCAGCCGAAGGACAAGGGGUUAUGUUGGAAUCGGAAUUGUUGCUUUGCUUGGGACAGCAAUUUGGGGUGGAGGCCUUGCCAAUCAAUUGAAUUACUCUUAUAAUGACCCUCCUGAUCGCUUGGACUUCGAAAAAUCAGGAGGUGAUUUUGCUGGACCAUUUGUUUUAUACUUCAACUAUGGGUUGCUGGAUGCCAUGUUUCAAAGCAUGGGAUAUUGGGUGAUUGGCGCAUUGGCUGACGAUUCCGAGACCCUUAGCCGGUACAGUGGCUUCUACAAGGGAGUGCAGAGUGCAGGGUCUGCAAUAGCCUGGCAAGUUGACACACUGAAGGUUCCCUUGCUUUCUCAGUUGAUAGUGAACUGGUCGCUUACCACACUAGGCUAUCCGUUGCUGGCCCUGUUGGUUAUGCUUGCAGUGAAGGAUGAUGAAAAACCUAAUGAAGGAGCAGCAAAUGGUUCUUCUCCUCCGUCGGCUCCUCCUGCUCCUGUGGAUGAUGGUUAUGAUAAGGCUGGCAAGUCUAUUUCUAACUGA
Messenger RNA from Dovyalis caffra, 1620 nucleotides. The record is from the annotation of a GenBank genome assembly. Lineage: Eukaryota; Viridiplantae; Streptophyta; Magnoliopsida; Malpighiales; Salicaceae.